This is a messenger RNA of Lizanozyma spartinae, 1674 nucleotides long. RefSeq lists its product as uncharacterized. The transcript has a single exon. Lineage: Eukaryota; Fungi; Ascomycota; Pichiomycetes; Serinales; Debaryomycetaceae. The record is from RefSeq and is a predicted model, not a curated record. Bases 1 to 1674 code for a protein of 557 amino acids.
AUGUUCAAUAGUAAGAAUUUGACUUUGAAAUUGAACAAGUCAUUACAAAACCUUGUUAUGGACUCUCCGGCUACUCCGCUGGAACAAACCCUAAAAACUCCUAUAGACACCCCCCUUAAUCCUCAAGCUACAACCAAUUAUUUCCAGGUUGGGGCUGGUGCAAACCAACAUCAUAAUAAUAAUGGUAUUGGAAUGAAUCCCCUGUUCAACCUGUCAACAUCCUCAUUUGUCACCACUGGAUUCCCCCACCCCCCACCCAUAGUGGGGGACGGCCAUUCAAUCUAUAAUAAUCCUCAUUAUAGUCAAAGUGAUGAUGUCUUAACAGACAUAGAUGAACCGUAUAUGUCCUCAACCAAUAGUUCCGGAUCGGCAUCGGGCGGCUAUCUGCCCAAAGUGUAUUCGCUCCUGUUCAAUUCCAAAUUCGACCAAUUGCUUUUCGGUAUUUAUAACAACAUCUUAUCGUUACCUACAACCACUCCAUUCUCAGGAAAUAUCCCCCCCAGUGGAUUGACAUCAAAAGUCGCACAUGAAUGUCUCACGAAACUUAUGAAUACUCCAAAUGUCUCGUUUGAUCUUCACAAUGUCAUCAAUACGGAUUCGUUAAGAAAUUACAAUUAUCAACCCAUUUUUUUACAUUUAAUCCGGAAACGGUUGGUGGAAUUGUGUACGUUUUCCAUUGCUGAUCCAAAGUUACCAACUUUAACGACUAUCACCAUUAACUAUGGUUUGAAUGGGAACAAUUCCAACAAUACCAAUAAUAACCCGUACUCAACAUAUUCCAAUAAUAGACAACUGUCUAUUUCCAAUUUACCCUUGACUGAGUUGGCCACCAAUACACAUAACUCGUCAAUUCAAGGUCAGCAAGAAUCAAGAUCAAGAUCUUCAAGUUUACGGAAACAUACUCUUUCCCGGAACAAUUCUUAUUCUUCUAAUUCAUGGUUGCAUGUUGGGAACAUCUCCAACGUUCGGAAUAAUCACUUUAAUGCGUCCACUGAUUCUCUUCUGUCCAUUAAUGAUUUCCACCCACUGUACGUACUUAAUCGUCCAGCUGCAGGUUCAGUUGGGGGACAACCACCACAAGGAUCUCAAAAUGGAUUAGAUCUUCAACCUCCUUCAUUUUCAGCUGCUGAUUUCCAUACACCUCCAAAUUCCCAAAAGGGCUCCAUCACUGAGAUCACGCCCCCUCCAACACAUACAAAUAAUAUGAAUGGAUUUGGAACGAAGAAUCCUCUGAUAUCUUCAACAAAUUCAAUGGCAUGUGAUCUUGAAGAGUUCAAUUUUUAUUCAAAACCAAAAUCAAAUACACUGCCUUCAAGACCAAACAAUUUACCAUUCCCAACUUUAACCAUUAACGUUAAUGGUGAUAGUAAAAUGGCACCCCCACACUUUCCUACAAACACACUUGAUUCACCCUUUUUAUCAUCUUCCAAUUCAAUGGAUGGAGGCUUUUCACCUUAUUCUGCUCAUUCUCCUCUUGCUAAUGGGUUUAUGAUCAACCCACUACUGCAACAAUCAUCUUCCAUCCCACCUUCACCAGUGUCUGGAAUGUCACAAAUGGCAUUGGAUUCUCCGGGGGGGCCCACAGAUGUUCCGCCGACAUUCAAUAUUGCAUCGAAGGUUAGUUUAUCCGAGAAGAAACGGGAUUCUUUGAAAUUAAAACGUGGAAUCCAUUGA